UUGGUCUGAGGUGGCAAACGUCAAAAUCGAAUAGUGUUUGAUUCUGGGAUUUGCAUUUAAUUGCUAAUUUCAAUAAAUAAAGUGACAAAAUGAAGUAUAAACUAUUAUUAUUCUUAACUGUAAUACUUACAUAUUAUGAAGGAAAUGCACAGAGCCGUGGUAAAGGGCUUGAAGAAAAAGUCCAGCAGUUAACAGACCUUACGCUUAAGAAGUCAAUAGUAUCUCUUAACCUAAAUAAAUUCAAGGAGUAUGUGAAGUCUCCGCCCAGAGAUUACUCCUUUGUCAUAAUGUUUACUGCCAUGGCUCCAGCUCGUCGCUGUGCUAUCUGUCAACAUGUUUAUGACGAGUACUUGAUUGUAGCCAACUCCUUCAGAUUCUCACCAGCGUAUAACAACAAGCUAUUCUUUGGUAUUGUUGAUUUUGAUGAAGGUUCUGAUAUCUUCCAAAUGCUACGACUCAACACUGCACCAGUGAUUAUGCACUUCCCUGCAAAGGGUAAGCCUAAACCAGCUGAUUCCAUGGACUUUGAGAGAUCUGGAAUACAUGCUGAAGCUAUUGCCAAAUGGAUACAAGACAGGACUGAUGUUCAGAUCAGAGUGUUCAGACCACCAAACUACUCGGGAGCUGUAGCAUUCUCAAUGCUAUUCAUAUUGGUCGCCGGAUUCCUCUACCUCAGAAGGAAUAACUUGGAGUUUCUAUACAACAAGCAAAUGUGGGCCGUGUGUGCUGUGUUCUUUUGUUUCGCCUUUGUGUCCGGACAAAUGUGGAAUCACAUUAGAGGCCCACCGUUCUUCCAUAGGACUAAGAAUGGGCCUGUGUACAUCAAUGGCGGGUCCCAUGGACAGUUUGUCCUUGAGAGCUACAUUGUUGCUGUUUUGAACGGUGCAGUUGUCGUGGGUAUGAUACUCAUGAUUGAAGCGGCAGGUGGAGUCAAGAAUACAGAAGUGGUUCGUUCCCAGGCUGAGGGCAAACGUCGCCGCUUCCAAUCCGUCGUGGGUUUGGUGCUCGUCUGUGUAUUCUUUUCUCUCCUGUUAUCUGUGUUUAGAGCUAAAACACAGGGCUAUCCUUAUAGCUUCCUUUUCAAGUGAGGAGUUCGAAUACUAGUGAAUAAGACCGACGUGUUAGUCGUAUGUGUGUGUGCAAUUAUAUUUCAUAAUGAUGAGUGUCCGUAUUUUGUUCCUCGGUUGGUCAAUAAACUUGUUUCUAUUUAUUAUUAUUUGUUUCUUUCUAGUAGCGCUUGUAAUAGCAGCUUGCUGGAAACUCUCAACUCUAAAUAAUAAC
Spodoptera exigua (beet armyworm) is the source of this 1281-nucleotide messenger RNA. The record is from the annotation of a GenBank genome assembly. NCBI's taxonomy places the organism in Eukaryota, Metazoa, Arthropoda, Insecta, Lepidoptera, Noctuidae.